AUGAAACGUACUUUGCAAUGCAAAGAUUUUCACGCAUAUUUGGUAAACAAACAUGUAAUAUAAUUGGUAUGGUGCACGUGGGAGCUUUGCCAGGAACACCACUUUAUAAGAGCAACUGGCCAGAAAUCAUAGAGAAAGCCAAAUAUGAAGCCGAAGUCUAUAAAAAACACAAAUUGGAUUCCGUAUUAAUCGAAAAUAUGCACGAUGUCCCUUAUAUACAAGACCACGAUAUUGGCCCAGAAAUUGUUGCUUGUAUGGGUAAAAUAGCUCAAGAGAUAAAAAAUAUAACGCCCCCUUCUAUGCCGGUUGGCAUACAGAUCUUGGCAAGUGCUAAUGAGCAAGCCAUGGCAGUUGCUAAAGCCUGCAAUCUGCAGUAUAUAAGGUGUGAAGGAUUUGUUUUCGGCCAUAUAGCGGACGAAGGCUACACAAAUGCCUGCGCUGGCCGAUUAUUGCGUUAUAGACAAAGAAUUGACGCUUCACAAAUUUUGAUAUUUACCGAUUUAAAGAAAAAGCAUAGUUCACAUGCCGUUACGGAUGAUCUCUCCUUACUAGAGACAGCUAAAGCUGCCCAGUUUUUUCUUUCAGAUGGCGUUAUUGUUACAGGUACUUCUACUGGCCAAACUGCUAAGCUGGAAGAUGUGCUUUCACUAAAAGAUCAAAUAACUAUUCCUUUAAUCGUUGGUUCCGGAGUUAAUAGAAAUAAUCUAAAGGAUUAUUUUUAUAACACACAAGCGGUUAUCGUUGGUUCACAUUUUAAACAAGAAGGCCACUGGGCAAACGAUUUGUGCGAAAAAGCUGUAGAAACAUUUAUGCAUGCUGUUUAUGAAUUAACUUGUAAAAACUGUUUAAAAAAGUGA
This is a messenger RNA of Glossina fuscipes, 857 nucleotides long. RefSeq lists its product as uncharacterized. Lineage: Eukaryota; Metazoa; Arthropoda; Insecta; Diptera; Glossinidae. The record is from RefSeq and is a predicted model, not a curated record. The transcript is spliced from 4 exons. Bases 18 to 857 code for a protein of 279 amino acids.